AUGGGAAAUUGUUGUCCUAAUCAUGAUCUAAAAACAUCGUUUAUUAGUUCAAUAAGUGAUGAUAAAAGUAAUUAUUGUAUUUUAAUUAAAGCCAAAUUUGCAACUAAUAGUGCAUCUAAGUAACCUGCUUUAGUAGUUAUUCCACCACCUCCAUUAAAAUAACAGAUUAGUGAAGAUGAUUUUAUCAAAACAGCAAUACUUGGAUAAGUAUGAUAAAUAAUUGAAUUAGGGUGCAUUUGGUAUAGUUUUUUAAGUAAGAAAGAAGGACACUAAUAAACUAUAUGCUAUGAAAUAAAUAAAGAUUUAAAAAAUAAGAGAAUGCAAUUUAGAAACAAACACUGUUUUAGAAAGAAAUGUAUUAAAAUAAAGUAAACAUCCUUUCAUUGUAAAAUUGAAAUUUGCAUUCCAAAAUCCAAAAUACAUUUUCUUUGUAAUGGAAUGUAUAAAUGGAGGAUAAUUUUACAAUGUUCUGAAAUGUAAAAAAAAUGGAUUGCCAGAAAAUGUAGUAAGAUUUGUUGCAGCAGAAGUAGUAUUAGCACUUGAAUAUUUAAAUACAAAAUUAAAAGUAAUUUAUAGAGAUUUGAAACCAGAAAAUAUAUUACUGACUGAAACAGGACAUAUUAAAUUGACAGAUUUUGGAUUAGCAACAUUAAGAAAAGAUGAUGAAAAAUCAUAUCUUUUAGCUGGCACUCCUGAGUAUUUAGCCCCAGAAAUAAUUACAAGAUAAGGUCAUUCUUAUGAAGUUGAUAUAUGGACUCUUGGUAUUUAAGUAUUUAUAGAAUUAAUAGGAAUUCUUAUAUUUGAGAUGAUUAAUGGUAAUCCACCAUUCAAUGAUCCAAAUAGAAGAGUUGAAAUGAUCACCAAAUAAAUUUUACUUAAUGAUCCUACCUAUUCUAAAAAUAUGAGUUCAGCUGCAUGUGAUUUAAUUCAAAAACUACUUAAAAAUGAUCCAAAAGAACGUUUAGGAGUUAAAGGAGGUUAUGAAGAAAUAAAGAAUCAUCCAUUCUUUAAUUCAAUUAGUUGGGAUGUUAUUCAUUUAUAAGUAUCUCCACUCUAAACAUUUGCUGAAAAGAGCAAUUUAAAAAACUCAACAAAAAUUAUAAAUCCCCCUCCUUAACCAAUAGAUGAUACACCAUGUAAUCCUCAUAUACCGAAUGGUAAAGUUGAUGGUAUUUCAUAUCCUGAAGAAGGUGAAACUUUCAAUUCCAAAAUUUGAUC
This is a messenger RNA of Paramecium pentaurelia, 1218 nucleotides long. The record is from the annotation of a GenBank genome assembly. Lineage: Eukaryota; Ciliophora; Oligohymenophorea; Peniculida; Parameciidae.